AUGGCGCCCCAUUUCACGGAACCUACUUCGACCUACCUCGAGCCGCCAUCAAAAGCGCCUCCGAAUCUAGUCGCUCCCGAGCCAGAACACUGUCCAGGCCCCGAAUCGGACCAAGCAGGUCAAGGAGAUGCCUGCGCAGGCUGUCCCAACCAAUCCAUCUGCUCCUCCGCGCCCAAAGGUCCCGAUCCUGACAUCCCCCUCAUAACCUCCCGACUCGCAUCCGUCCGCCACAAAAUCCUUGUCCUCUCAGGAAAAGGCGGCGUUGGAAAGUCCACUUUUUCAUCUCUCCUUGCACACGGCUUCGCAUCAAACCCAGACUCUACAGUUGGGAUCAUGGACACAGACAUUUGCGGGCCCAGCAUCCCCAAGAUGAUGGGUGUCGAGUCAGAGACCAUCCACGUUAGCAACGCGGGUUGGAGCCCGGUGUGGGUAUCGGAUAACCUAGGCGUGAUGAGCGUACAAUUUAUGCUCCCGAAUCGCGAUGAUGCGGUGAUCUGGCGUGGUCCGAAGAAGAAUGGUCUCAUUAAGCAGUUUCUGAAGGAUGUGGAUUGGGGCGACAUGGAUUAUUUGGUUGUCGAUACGCCGCCCGGUACCUCGGACGAGCAUCUUUCUGUAAAUUCCCUGCUGAAGGAAUCCGGGGUUGAUGGUGCUGUUGUCGUCACCACACCGCAGGAGGUUUCGCUUCUUGAUGUCCGGAAAGAAAUUGAUUUCUGUCGAAAGGCCGGGAUCCGCGUCCUUGGGCUCGUUGAGAAUAUGUCUGGGUUUGUUUGUCCGAGUUGUGACCAUGAGUCGAAGAUCUUCCGGGCUACAACGGGUGGAGGAAAGAAGCUUGCGAAGAAGAUGGGGAUUCCAUUCCUAGGCGCUGUCCCUCUGGACCCGAGAGUUGGGAUGGCUUGUGACUAUGGGGAGAGUUUUGUCGAUAAUUUCCCGGACAGCCCGGCAUCUGUGGCUAUCAAGCAGGUUGUAAGGGCUGUUGGAGGGUUUGUUGGUGAGGAUCCAGAUGAUGUUUUACCGGUUGAAGCGGAGUGA
This is a messenger RNA of Aspergillus puulaauensis, 1029 nucleotides long. RefSeq names its product Fe-S cluster-binding ATPase (gene nbp35). The record is from RefSeq and is a predicted model, not a curated record. Bases 1 to 1029 code for a protein of 342 amino acids. Gene Ontology annotation, cellular component: cytosol. Lineage: Eukaryota; Fungi; Ascomycota; Eurotiomycetes; Eurotiales; Aspergillaceae. Gene Ontology annotation, biological process: iron-sulfur cluster assembly. Gene Ontology annotation, molecular function: ATP binding; ATP-dependent FeS chaperone activity; 4 iron, 4 sulfur cluster binding. The transcript has 2 exons.